This is a messenger RNA of Varanus komodoensis (Komodo dragon), 4942 nucleotides long. It is a transcript of the gene KATNIP, whose product is annotated as katanin interacting protein. Lineage: Eukaryota; Metazoa; Chordata; Lepidosauria; Squamata; Varanidae. The transcript has 26 exons. The coding region runs from base 117 to 4772 and encodes 1551 amino acids. The record is from RefSeq and is a predicted model, not a curated record.
AAGCAGCGACGGGGCGAGGGCGGCGAUGAGGAGGGCGGCGUGAGUGAGUCCGGCCAGCCGCGGCGCCUGGGCGAGCGCUGCUGGGCCGCCUGCCUGGCCAGGCUUAAGCUAAGGACAUGGUGACAGAUUUUGAUGAAAAACAUGAUGAGCACAUAGUAUUGCUUCAGCAGAGAAACAGGAUAUUGAAACAACUCAAAAGGAAAGAUCCCCUGCAGAUCAAGCUAGAGCAGCUGGAGCAAGGAUUUGCUCUCUAUGUGAAUGGUGCGAAUUCAGAACUAAGUAACCAUCGCAAGAAAGCCAACCCUCAGAACUCUUUCAGAGGAGACGUACGGACUGCAAGAGCCAACUAUGCUGGCACAAGAACCCCACUAAAAGAUGUGCAAGGGAGGAACACACAAAGUGCCCCAAGCAAAAUCCAGCGUCGAGAGUGGCUUCAGAAGGCUGUGCAGAUCAAGACAGAGGGCGGCUCCAGGCUCCACGUUGCUCCUCCUCCUGUGUACUCUGAGGAUUUUGAACUGGAUGAAAGCCUGGCCCCCGCACCCAGUGACUGCGAGCAGGACGGCUCUUCCCAGGAGCUCCAGCAGAGCUUGGAAUUCUCGGAUGAAGGCUGCUCAGAGGGGGAAGACUCUGACUCUGUGGAAGAGGACGUGCCUGCUGAGCCCCUUGAAGCAGAAGAGCUCCUGGGCUGUUCUGGUGAAAGCACCGGCCCAUUCCUCGGCAGCGCAGAGCUGGGAGCGGCCUGCGGUGCAGCUGCUGGAUCUCUCGUUGUGCUGGAAUUCAAGCCUCCCGGCCCACGUGUGAAGAAUGAGCGUAGUCUUUCCGCCAAAAGGAAAGGUGGUGUGGAGCCCUACAUCCCCACCAGGCCUGAGAGCUCCUCAGCCCGGCCCUGUCCAGCGGAGUGCCCCUGUCCGGAGGAACCAGAGGGAGCCGCCUCCAGGCCAGUAAGCCGGACCAAUAGGCCACUCUCGGCAACGCGAAAGAAUGUCUGCGAGAAGAAGGACCCGGCACACUCUGCUUCCAUGGUCCUGAAAGCUGUGCAAGCAGAAAACGAGACCCUCCAGAAAGUGGUUCUUUGUAGGCAGCUGGAGACCUUGGCUGAUCCCCCAAGAGCUGACUUGGAGCAGGCAGUUCACGCAGAGCGACCUGCUUCCCCCCUCUCCGAGCCUCCCAAGCAGCAGCACGAAGGAACAGUGGUCUCCACGCUGACAGAAAGGACUGGGCCUCUCGGGAACAGGCAACCGAAGAAAUUCUUGAAAGUGCUUCAGGAGAUAAAGAGCCAGUCUGAUCUCCAGGGCCCUGAGCAGCCAGGGCCUCACGUCCUGGAUCAGCAGGAACCGGAGUGGGGGAUCUGCGAUGCCAUUUAUAUCACUCUGGAGGUCCUCUCCAACUGGGGCAGUCCAGCGAGGGUGGGCCUGGCGGAAGUGGAGUUCUACGACUUGCAUGACAGGAAAGUGUUUGUGUCACCUCACGACGUGGACAUCAGGCACGCUGAGGCUCCGGGAGAACUGUGGCGCCUGGUCAACAGAGGCCUGAACGUCGGCAGAGACCAUUCCCCCUGGACGUGUCUCUUCCAGCCGCCGGUGCAGCUGUACUUUGUGGUUCGAAAUCCCAGCCUGUCGGGUGACUUUGGGCUCUCCCGGAUCAGGAUUUGGAAUUACAGUGCCCCUGUUCCUGACGAUCUUGAUAUCGGAGCGAGGAAUGUCCUUGUUUAUGUCGAUGGGAACCUCGUCUUCGCUGGUGAGCUGCCAAAAAGCUGCGUAACCACCAAUGUCAAUGGUGGCAGCUGCACCACCAUUGGCCUUCCGGCACGCACCUCGCUCCCUCUGAAGGAGAGGGAAGAGAAGAGCUGGCCCGCUGUGGACCAGAGCCAGGAGUCGGAUCUGCCACCCACCUUGGGAGGAAAUUGCCUCGGGGAAAGGGGGAACUCCGUCGGUCUUGCUGAGUUGGAGGAAGGCCUCCGAGCAGCGCCAGGCCCUGGUUUCCCGGCAGAUGGCAAGAGCUCCCUCUCGGCAGAGACUGCAGAACUUGCCCAGUCUGCGGAGGAGCUCUCGCUAAGUGAGCAGAUGGAAAAACUUUCCAGAAGGCCUCUGCCUGAGUUGCCCAGUUUAGCUUCCCGCUCUUGGAUCCUGUCCUCUGCGGGGGGCAAAGGAGAGAGCCCAGUUGGCGUUCCUAGGCCAGAGCUGCCGCCGUGGCUUGUGUCUGAGCCCCUGCUGGACCUGCAAGCCCAGCUGCCCUCCGAGAGCACGAGCAGAGGCUCCUUCACGAUAACGGGCUGCAGCCCCCAUCUCGGUUAUGCUGAGCUUGAGCAAUCCAACAGUGGGACUCCAGAUGUGGGCGAGAAGCCCACGCCCGGGAGCGCAAGAAAGGGGUCCGCCUCUGACCUGGACAAGUCUCUGAUAAGCUGGCUGCCUUUCAAGUCCCCAGCUGAGCUGCUUCCUCCAGGGCAAAACUGUGGAGGCGGAGAGAAUAAUGAGCUCGGCCAUGCCGUGUGCCGGGAAGAAGCACCACCUGAGGCGGGGGAGGCGGCAACCGCUGCCAGAGGCUGCAGGAGGCCCUCCCGUGCCCGAUGGACUGGGUCCCAGGACCUCGCUCUGCAGGAGUCCUGGAACUCCCUCCUGACAUUCAACCACUUGCAUCGAGGACGCAUCUCCAACAUGGACUUCCAGGGGGACAUUUUCGAUGAGUUUCUUCACCAGCAGAAAAUCAGUCGGCAAGGGAAUCCCAAACUCCCAAUCAAGGAGGGUGGGCAGGUGCUGCCAAAAUGGCCGGAAAGCGAGACCUGCCCGGACUUGGAGGAUGGGAGCGACUUUAAGAUCCCGGUCCUGCCCUACGGACAGCACCUGAGAAUCGAUAUCCAGUCGACCUGGGGAGACAGGCACUACGUUGGCCUUAACGGGAUCGAGCUGUUCAGCUCCCAGGGAAAGCCCAUCCACGUGGCCCACAUCAAAGCCGACCCGCCAGACAUCAAUGUCUUGCCGGCCUACGGCAAAGACCCCCGCGUGGCAGCCAAUUUGCUGGACGGCGUGAACCGGACGCAGGACGACAUGCACCUCUGGCUGGCUCCCUUCACGCCUGGGAAGCCCCACUGCAUCUCACUGGACUUUGCGAAGUCGUGUGAGGUGGCCAUGAUCCGCAUCUGGAACUACAACAAGUCUCGCAUCCACUCAUUCCGGGGUGUGAAGGACAUCUCCAUGGUGCUGGAUGGGCAGUGCAUCUUCGCAGGGGAGAUCGCCAAGGCUUCUGGGACACUUGCCGGAGCUCCAGAGCAAUUUGGGGACACCAUCUUGUUCACAACCGACGAGGAGAUUCUGGAGACCAUCUUCUGUUACGAUGAGUCCUAUGAUGAGGAAGCAGAAAAUGUUGGCAGCCGGAGGUAUGAAGAAGAGCUGAAGAGGCCAAGAACUGCCGAUGGGGAGGGGGAUGAGAGGCCCUUCACACAAGCUGGUUCCAGGAUGGAAGACAAGCAGAGCCAGAAGCAUGAUGCUGUGCCAGAAUCCAUUCCAGAGAUGGUGACCACGGAGCCUGGCAUCUACGCCGGAAAGUGCCUCCUGCUAAACUUCACUGCUUCUUGGGGAGACCUGCAUUACCUCGGACUGACGGGGCUUGAGGUGGUUGGAAGGGACGGCCAGGCAAUCCUGCUCUCCGUGGAUCAGCUUUCUGCCUCCCCUCGAGACCUGAAUGAUCUCAUGGAGUACGUGGACGAUUCCAGGACCUUAGAUAAAUUAAUUGAUGGAACGAACGUCACUACCGAGGACGAGCACAUGUGGCUGAUUCCCUUCAGCCCAGGAGAAGAUCACACGGUCACCAUCCACUUCGCUCAAGUGGAAGCCGUGGCGGGCCUUCGCCUCUGGAACUACAACAAGUCCCCCGAGGACACAUACCGAGGGGCGAAGGUGCUGCACGUGUGGCUGGACGGCUGCUGCCUCUCCCCGCCGGGGGGCUUCCUCGUCCGCAAAGGGCCCGGCAACUGCCACUUCGACUUUGCCCAGGAGCUGCUCUUCGUGGACUGCCUGGCGGGAGUCCCGCCGACCCCCGCACGCCAGCGCACGGCCCUGAGGAAGACGGAGCGGGCGAGCAUGGACUACGAGGCCCCACUGAUGCCCCGCGGGUUUGUUUUCCAGUUCCAGCUGCUGACCAGCUGGGGCGACCCCUAUUACAUCGGCCUGAGUGGGCUGGAGCUCUACGACGACUGCGGGGAGAGAAUUCUCCUCCGCGAAAGCAACAUUGCUGCCUUCCCCGAGAGCGUCAACAUCUUGGAGGGCGUCUGUGGAGAUGUCCGGACACCAGACAAGCUCAUUGACGGUGUGAAUGGCACCAGUGAUGGGAGACACAUGUGGCUUGCACCAAUUCUUCCAGGCUUGGUGAAUCGUGUCUAUGUUAUCUUCGACCUGCCCACGAGAGUCUCCCUGAUCAAGCUGUGGAAUUAUGCAAAGAGUCCCCAGAGAGGAGUCAAGGAGUUUGGACUCCUCGUCGAUGACCUGCUUGUGUACAACGGGAUCCUGGAGAUGGUGGACCACCUGGUGCCGGGCAUCCUGCCCACCUGCGAGCCCACGGUCCCCCACCACACCAUCCUCUUUACUGACGAUGAGAAGGUCUGCCGGCAGGAGAAGCAUGCCCUGAUCAGCAAUGAAAUGGGGGACCAGGAAGUGCGGAUGAUGAACGAGAACCAAGUCAUCUCCUCCUCGCGAAAGAGGCAGGUGCCUGCUGACCAAGCUCUUCGCCCCAGAACUUGCAUUCAGGACAAAGGCCUGCUGUGGAGGGCGAAGCAGUGACGCAGAGAGGGCCCCACAGCGGCCAGCCUGGGCUUCUCCACUCCGGCCCCGGCCACCAGCCAGAGAGGCCAGCGGCUGGCCCAGGGCGGCCUGGACGAACAGCCCUGGCGGUGGCUGCUUGGCAGGCGCAGCCAGAAGUUCUCCACUGCAGCUCCAUUAAACGAUUCCCG